Magallana angulata is the source of this 1078-nucleotide messenger RNA. RefSeq lists its product as uncharacterized. The record is from RefSeq and is a predicted model, not a curated record. The transcript is spliced from 7 exons. NCBI's taxonomy places the organism in Eukaryota, Metazoa, Mollusca, Bivalvia, Ostreida, Ostreidae. The coding region runs from base 111 to 836 and encodes 241 amino acids.
ACACGUCCCGCCCGGGCCUCCGUACACUUAUCUGGGUCACUGACCUGUGUCAAUUGACCAUUCGCUAGAAGAUUGAAUAUUUAGAAUUCUGAUUAUUAAAAAAUAGAAAUAUGCUGUACUGCAGCGCGAGGACUUCGAUUCUUCUAUGCAUAGCUGCACUGACGACAGCACAUGAAGAUAAUGAAACAUAUAUUUUUCCCGAGGACAUCUGUGUUUAUGAUAACAUACCCACCAGUUUUGGCAUCGACGCUGAUAACUCGCUUAAUUUGGAGUAUAAAGGGCAGCAACUUCCUGACGACUGUUCGUUCCUUACGAUAAAAGGCAAUUAUAAAGACAUACACGACAAACGGGUGCUAUGUGUGGAACCAUUGGUCUUUGUAGACCCCAACUGUGCGGUCUCCAUAACUUUCACUAUGUUGUCUUCACAGCAACUGAUUUACAACUGUAAUUCCACCAAGGAGUUUUGUUCGGGUGAGGACAGAACUUUAACAGUCAGUGUCCGGGCGUCGCCUGGACACGCAGCUUCCUCGUUCCGUUUGAAGGUCUACAACAAACUCAGCCAGAAAUAUUCAAGUCCAUCCGAGAAGAACGUUGUGACGUACAUCCUGAUCAGUAUUGCUGUACUCGCCCUGGUCUGUCUUAUUGGCCUUGGAAUUGGUCGCUAUCGGCGAAACCAACAAUUGAAAAACAGUGAACGGGAUUCAUUAGGUGACAAUAACAGACAAGGUUUCAACGUUAACAGAAAUUCGAGACCGGAUACAACGGAUUUCAUGCACGUUCCUUCGGAGGAACCGCCACAAUAUAACGACAUAGUUAAAAAUAAGUAUAAAGCGUGAUCAGAAUAUUAUAAACUUAUAAAACUUCUUGUCAAAAGAUGAUGCAUGUAAUACAUGUAUGACAUAUCAGCCCGAGUUUCCUCCACAGCUGGAACUUACUGUGAUAUAGACUGUAUGUACCGCAUGGGCGUGCACGCGAGACAUUCAAUAAAAUAUGUUUGUAUUAUUUGAUAAAAUUUUGAUAAUUGCAACUUUUACCUAUGGUGUUUUGACUCCAUUGAUUAAACAAGAGGCCCAGGGGC